Molecule: messenger RNA, 2513 nt
Organism: Cuscuta campestris
Lineage: Eukaryota; Viridiplantae; Streptophyta; Magnoliopsida; Solanales; Convolvulaceae
Source: the annotation of a GenBank genome assembly
AAGCGCCACGUCUCUUCGUAAUCAUGCCUUUUCAUCGAGUCGGGUCGGGUCCCUUCAACAUAUAAAAUUGAGAAUUUUCCCAAUCUUCUCCACUUUUGCCAUUUUUUGCGCCGCAGCUCUGCCGUUGAUUUCGUUCACCAUCCCCGUUCGCUUCCGUCGCCGUCGUAGUCCAAUUUGAAGGUUAGUUCCCUCUUCCCCGUUCUCAUGGCGUCUUCUGAUUCCAAUCCUUCCACUCCCGCUGUCGACCCAGCGGUGGUUUGUUUUGAAGAAAUGUACCGUCACGAUCCCUCCCUCCGCCCCGACGGCUUGAUGGGAGGAAUUGACCACUCUAGGGUUCUGAGCGCGGUGCCUGUUCAUACGUCUGUCACCGUGGCGUCAUCGUCCCGGGCACCGCCCUCGAAAAAGAAGAAGAAGAAAUCGAAAGUUGUCAAGGGGAAGAACCCGAAAUCCUUACCCGUUACCGUGUUGGAAACGGGUCCGAUUACGAACACGGGUUGUCUUCUGUUGGAUAUUGACUUUAACGAGGCUCUCCGCUUUGUGGGAGACGGUUACACAGUGCGCCGACCACACACAACCAACCAUGUUUUCUCUGUGACCUGUCCCGACGCCGAGGUUGGGGUGCACGUGGCGUCAAUGCGCUACGGCCUUCGCUUCCCUCCUCACGACUUGAUAGUCCAAUUCUUGAAUUUCUACCGUUUGUUGCCGGGUCAGCUCAGCCCCCACUCCUACUAUUGCUUCUCAAUCUUCCUGAUUAAAUGUCAUAAGAAGGGAGUCCCCUGGUCCUUAGACCUGUUCCGUUACAUGUUCAAGGUUUCCAAAGUGGGGGCCAAUGAAGGGAAUUCCUAUGCUGUUGUCUCUUCCCAGGCCGACUUUGGUAUGGCCGUCUUCCCUUCAUCCCUGAAACUUUGGAAGGCCAAGUUUGUCUUCAUUUCUGGCUUUCCCAGGGACCGGCACCCUUUCCACGCCAGGUUUCCCGAAUGUCACACGUUUAUUCGUCAUCCUCGUCCUGCGGCCACUCCCGAGCUUCAGGCGCACGCACAAAAACUGUUGGAAGAUUGCCAGCCUAAACCACCCCACGUGUACACGGUGUGCACGGAGCAGAACCUAGCAGAGGUGGGAAUCCUUAUCUCCCUUGAUCGUCAGUUCGAGUUAUCCGAAGCCGUGCUCGGGAGUCGUCCGAAGCAUGGGCUUGAGGAGAGUGCCCCGAGGUCGGAGGAUUUAGAGUCGGAGGACAACGAAAGGGAAGAUGACGGGGAAGCCGGAACCGUCGAAGAAUCAGGGCAGCCGUCCUACUCCGAGGGGUUUGCUGGGGAUAUGAAUCCGGUGGAGGUUAUCCGCAAGGCCAAACUGUUGGCCCGGAAUCGCAGCGGAGGAGAAGGGGUUCAACAAAAACCACCAUCCGAGGAUGCAUCUGGAUCUGCUGCUCCCGUUCCGAACUUGGAGAUGAUUCCGGCUCGAAAUCAGAGGAAAAGGAAAGUCAUCCAAGUCGAGGAUGAAGAUACCGCGUCCGAGCAGGAUACGGUUCCGAACCAGCUUCCGUUGAGCAAACGGCCGACUGGUCCCCAGGAUGGGAAGUGCCCCACUACCUUUGACAAAGCUGAUGGGGAUGUGAAUGCCGAGACCGAGGUCGCAUCUCUGUCCGCGGUGUUGAAGGAUGAGGACGAGGUCCUCUCGUCCCUGCAAGGCCUGGUGGAUGGAUUCCACAAAAAGGUGUCCGCGAAAUUGAGCUCAAUCAGCAAACGCCGGGCCGGGGCCGAAUUCUCCUCAGGCGUGAAUUUCCUGGCUUCGGUGGAAACAGAGUUAUCCCGCCUACGGAAAUCGGUGGAAGCCGAGCGCGAACGAGCCGUCGAGCUUGAAAUGCAAGCCGUGGCGAAGCCCGAGGAGGUGGUCCGGCUGCAGGGCCUCCUGAAAGAGUCGGAGGAAUCAACCUCACAACUGACGGCUUCAAUGGCCGAGCUCGAGGGGCGACUGCGCCAGUCCGACGGCCGGAUCUCCGAGCUGGAUUUUGAACUGGCCGAAGCUGUCUCCGCGCAGCGGUCAGUGGAAAUGGAGCGUGACCAGCUUCUUGCCGAGAGGGAGCAAGCCGUUGCUGCCGAGAAGGAGCGCGCCGUCUCUGACUUCCUUCAGUCCCCGUCCUUCAAAGAAACCUGCCUGGAGAGGAUGACCGCUUAUUACGAAGACUGGCUCAAGACCGAGGCCGGCACUGAGAAGAUGGGAGUGGAAGGGAUGAAGUGGUUCGAGAGCGGCGUCUAUCAUGGGAUUCAGCUCGUCCUUCACCGGACCAGAAGAGUAGAUCCGUCCUUCCCUCCGCCCGGGGUCGACAUUCUAGAGAUGCACGAUCCCAGCCUUAACGCUAAACUCGGGGAGAAUCCAGAUUAUCUUGGGACACCCGAGCAUGAGGACGCGGUUGCGGAUGAAGUCGGCGACGAGCUUCCCUCAAAUGCCCUUCCUUAGUGUUUUCCUUGUAAUGCUUGCAAUUUUAUUCUUUACUGUAAUAAGGGUUUUGUCACUGU